This is a messenger RNA of Haliotis rufescens (red abalone), 738 nucleotides long. RefSeq lists its product as uncharacterized. Bases 1 to 738 code for a protein of 245 amino acids. The record is from RefSeq and is a predicted model, not a curated record. Gene Ontology annotation, biological process: protein polyubiquitination; proteasome-mediated ubiquitin-dependent protein catabolic process. Gene Ontology annotation, molecular function: ubiquitin protein ligase activity; protein binding. The transcript has 3 exons. Lineage: Eukaryota; Metazoa; Mollusca; Gastropoda; Lepetellida; Haliotidae.
AUGACGGUGUUAGUUGUGAAUGGUACAAACACAGUGGUAGUCACAGACAACAACAACAACAGUGUGAAGUCCUUCUACACCAGGAACAAGCAGCCAGGUCACAGCAGGCUCAGUGUGUGUGGUACUCCGUUUGGUAUAACAAAGUUGAAGGACAACCAGGUGGCUGUCACUGUGCCGGGUUCCAGACAGAUUUUAUCUGUACAAGUCAACCCUGACCUGGUGCUGCUGUCAACCAUCAAAACCAGCAAACGGUACUGGGGUAUAACGUCUGUGACACCAUCAACACUAGCAGCAAGUUCCGCCUUCCCUCUCUGUGUUGAUAUCCUGGAUAUGACGGGACACGUCCUGAGUGGAUCCAAGUGUGUCAUGUGUCUGGCUCCCGAGGGAGAUGUUGUGUUCACCUACAGCACUACAGGAAACACAUCACUGAAGUAUCCACGUGGUAUCACAACUACCAGCACAGGAGACAUCCUGGUGACAGACAACCAUCUACACAGAGUCCUCCAUCUGACUGAGUCAGGACAGUUUGUUAGAAACAUGCUGACAUCACAGGAUGGUGUCCAGUAUCCAUGUGGAGUGUGUUAUGGUGGGCGUGGCCGUAUGUACGUGUGUAUGUCAGAUGAAGUGAAGCUUCAAAGACGUUAUUCCGACGACACUGAUGCAGAUGGAAGUUCCACUGUUCUGCCACGUGUUCUGCAGAGGAAUCAGGCCCAGGAGGGUCAAGUCAGAGUUAGAUAG